CACUUCAACACUCAACUAAAGACACUGAAAUGGACAGCAGUCUCAACAGCAAAGCAGAGACUCAGUCUGUGACACCACCACUGGAAGACAAUGCCAGCAUUGGAGAGAGUAGCCAUAGUGAUGAAGCUGCAAUUUCUUCUUCUCUGGAAACAGCUGGAGAUGGAAAUUCCUCACGACCACCAACAAUUAGCUCUAAGUUAUUGAGAAUGCUGGAAGCAGCAACCAACUGGCGACCUGCGCUCAUAAAAAUGCAGAACAGCGAUGAAGUGUUCGAUGAAAAUGAUGGAGCCGUCAGUGAAGCACCAAGAACAAAGAGACAAAUCCAGUAUCCAGAGCAAACACGAGAAUUCGACAGUCGAUUAACUAAGACGGGACGGCGCUCUUUGUCCCACUCGAUUUCUCAUUCCUCCACAGACAGUAACAGCUCAGGGGGUUCAGAUGCAGAAAAUCCACAAGAUGAGGUCUCUCCUCGAGACUUGCAACAGAUUAACUCUAAAGGGAACAGGGACUUCUGCAUUAAAAACAUCAAAAUGGCAGACUUUGGUCGUCGAGAGAUAGAACUUGCUGAGGAUGAGAUGACUGCACUGAUGGCCUUGAGAAAAGCUGCCCAGGGUGAGAAACCAUUGGCAGGGGCUAAAAUAGUGGGAUGUACCCAUGUCACAGCCCAAACAGCUGUGCUGUUUGAGACUCUGAUGGUAUUGGGGGCUCAGUGUAGGUGGGCAGCCUGCAAUAUUUACUCCACUCAGAAUGAAGUGGCAGCUGCUUUAGCAGAGCAAGAUUUUCCAGUGUUUGCAUGGAAGGGAGAAUCUGAGGAUGACUUCUGGUGGUGUAUUGAUCGCUGUGUAAAUGUGGAGGGCUGGGAGCCAAACAUGAUCCUCGAUGAUGGAGGAGAUAUGACACAUUGGAUGUACAAGAAAUAUCCUCACCUCUUUAAGAAAGUCAAGGGUAUUGUUGAAGAAAGCAUCACAGGCAUUCACAGGCUUCAUCACCUCUCUAAAGCUGGAAAACUAUGUGUGCCAGCCAUAAAUGUGAACGACUCGGUCACUAAACAAAAGUUUGACAACCUCUACUGCUGCCGGGAGUCCAUUCUGGAUAGUCUUAAAAAGACAGCUGACAUCAUGUUUGGAGGAAAGCAGGUGGCCGUAUGUGGAUAUGGAGAGGUGGGAAAAGGUUGUUCUGCAGCUCUGAAAGCAAUGGGGUCUGUUGUGUAUGUUACCGAAAUAGACCCCAUCUGUGCUCUACAAGCAUGCAUGGAUGGCUUUCGAGUGGCCAAACUAAGUGAUAUUGUAAGACAAGUGGACAUGGUCAUCACCUGCACAGGUAACAAAAACGUUGUUUUGAGAGAACACAUGGACCGAAUGAAGAACGGAUGCGUUGUCUGCAACAUGGGGCGCUCCAAUACAGAAAUCGAUGUUAGCAGUCUGACGACCACUGAAUUAGUAUGGCAGCAUGUGAGAGCACAAGUGGAUCACAUUAUUUGGCCUGAUGGCAAGAGAAUAGUACUCCUUGCAGAGGGCCGUGUCCUUAAUCUAAGCUCCUCCACUGUACCCAUAUACGUGCUUUCCAUCACAGCCACCACACAGGCUUUGGCAUUGAUCGAGCUCUUCAAUGCCCCUGAGGGCCGUUACAAACAAGACAUCUAUCUUCUUCCCAAGAAACUGGAUGAGUAUGUUGCAAGCCUGCACCUUCAGACCUUUGACGCACACCUGACUGAGCUCACAGACGAACAAGCCAAAUACAUGGGCUUGAGUAAAUACGGUCCCUUCAAACCCAGUUACUACAGGUAUUAGAGAUCAUGGAGAAGUCUCAAUGUAACUCAUUAUCAUUUAAAAGAAAACAGAUGGAUCUAAAGCUAUGGGCAGAAAUAGAUUUGACUCAGCAAGGAUUUCAUUCAUCCUGCUUUUCACCAACACAUGAUAUUACAAGCUUAAGCUUUAAGGUUAAUAGCGAACAAAUGAAAAGUGAACUAUAGCACUUUUAUCUCUUGCUAUUGUAUUGCUAAUCAUUUUAGAGAAGACAUCCAUUAUGGUUGUAUACAACAUACAUACAAACUUCCACAAAAUCAAUAAAUACAUAAAGGUAAAAGAAAAUGCAACAAAUGAACAUAUGAUACAAGUAUGUUAUUUAAUCCCUUGCAUGGUUCUCUAAUAAAACACUAUUCUGCUAUA
Molecule: messenger RNA, 2168 nt
Organism: Labeo rohita (rohu)
Lineage: Eukaryota; Metazoa; Chordata; Actinopteri; Cypriniformes; Cyprinidae
Gene: ahcyl2a
Product: adenosylhomocysteinase like 2a
Exons: 17
Coding region: 30-1790 (586 amino acids)
Biological process (GO): L-methionine cycle
Cellular component (GO): cytosol
Source: RefSeq, a predicted model, not a curated record